AUGGCCCACUUAAGUGGGCAGAUUCUCAACCUUGGGCUCUCCAAAAAUAUAUGGACUGAGGUGGAUGGUGACUUCAAGUAUCGUAACUUCUACCAUAACAUUGUUGAGUUUAUCGAAGACUUGCCUGAUGACGACAGGGAGCAAUUGUUCAAGGACUGGAAUAUGAAACUGUUCAAGAAUGAGGAUGGACGUGAGGUGGGAAAGCACGAUGUCGACGACUCUGUGCCCUCAAGUGCUCGCGAUGGCGGCAGUGACUUGGCUUGCUUGCAUGUGCAAAUGGCAGCUCACAAUGCUGCAGUCAAGACUCGCACUGCUACUGACUCAGAGCACCCAACUGCACCUGCCACAGCUCAUCCACCACCUGCUCAAGAGAAUAUUCCAAGGACGCCUCCAGCAUCUUUUUCACCAGCUCGCAACAUUUUAACCCCAUGUCCUGUUCCACGUCCACGUCCUAUUCCUCAACCUGCAAAGACACCAACCCAUCCAGUAGGUGCUCGGGAGGACUCACCAGUACCUGAAAGGGCGCCUCUAUUAUCUUCACCUACAUGCAACAUCCCAGUGCCCUCCGAACCAGGAUCUCCAUCACCCGAGCCUGCACCAAGUAAACCCGUGUUGCAAGCCCACAGUGACGCAUCUGGUAGCGAGCUAACAGAGUCUGAUGAGGAAGAACAACAUCAAGCAAAGCAGAAGGCACCAGCCAAGCGCAAGAGGAAAUCCAAGGCAGCCGCUCCCGUCAGGAAACCAGCCGCUAGAUCGACAAAGAAGCAGAAGAAAUGA
Molecule: messenger RNA, 777 nt
Organism: Suillus plorans
Lineage: Eukaryota; Fungi; Basidiomycota; Agaricomycetes; Boletales; Suillaceae
Exons: 3
Coding region: 1-777 (258 amino acids)
Source: RefSeq, a predicted model, not a curated record